AUUUUCUGUAUAUUUGAAUGUUAUUCCCGGCUUCAGUAGUUUUAUUAUGGUGUGUUGAAUGAUGCGCGCGCUGAAGAAGGAUCUUUUUUGGGGAUGUGCGCGAGCUGUAAAAGGUGCCCAGGAUCAAACACAGGUGUAAGGCAUGAAGACUCCUUUGAGUCCGGCACAGCUGAUGGAGAACAGCCCUCCGCUUUUUCCUGUCACAGAGCUGAAGGACGGAAUGGCGGACGUUUCCACACAGGAGAGAAAGAAGCUCCUGUAUUCGCUCUGCGAGGUGUGUAACAUUCAGCUGAACUCGGCUGCUCAGGUUCAGACACACUACAACGGGAAAUCCCACCUGCGCAGAGUCAAACAGCUCAACAACGGAGAGAGUCCACCAGCCAGCAACAGCAUCCCAAAUCCUCUUUCCACGACAAUUACAAGCAGCAGCACAGGUGAGGCUGUUUACCUGUUUUACCUCAAUUAACUGACAUGGAGGAUCUAAUACACUUCCUGUUUUCAGGAACAGGGUACAUUGUAUGAGGUCAAGUGUAUUAGUGCUGUCAGUUAUCUUUACACCUGAAAUUGAAUCAUCUUAAUGAAGCACAGAUGCAAUGUGAUACAUAAUCAAGUCAGGGCCCUAUUCAGACCUCAGGAGGGUAGCCGUCACACAGUGUGUAUAUUUUUCACCAAUAUAUCACCAAUAGAUUUUUAUGAGUGUAUAAAAAUAUAUUGGUGCAUUAUUUAUUCAGGGUGAAUUCGAUCGGAUCAAAGUGAGUGUGAAUCAAAUGAAUCAAAGUGAAGCUGAAUUGAAUUGAAUCUCAAUGAGUGUGAAUCAAAUGAAUCAAAAUCAGGAUGAAGCGAAUGAAUCAAAAAGAGGGUGAACUGAAAAAAUCAAAAUUAGGAUGAAUUAAAAAAAAAUCUAAUCAAUG
Messenger RNA from Tachysurus fulvidraco (yellow catfish), 911 nucleotides. RefSeq names its product zinc finger protein 385B-like. The transcript has 2 exons. Gene Ontology annotation, molecular function: nucleic acid binding; zinc ion binding. The coding region runs from base 143 to 466 and encodes 107 amino acids. NCBI's taxonomy places the organism in Eukaryota, Metazoa, Chordata, Actinopteri, Siluriformes, Bagridae. The record is from RefSeq and is a predicted model, not a curated record.